Molecule: messenger RNA, 934 nt
Organism: Apodemus sylvaticus (European woodmouse)
Lineage: Eukaryota; Metazoa; Chordata; Mammalia; Rodentia; Muridae
Gene: Ctrc
Product: chymotrypsin C
Exons: 8
Coding region: 67-873 (268 amino acids)
Biological process (GO): proteolysis
Molecular function (GO): serine-type endopeptidase activity
Source: RefSeq, a predicted model, not a curated record
CCUCCUGCCUCAGAUGUCUAUAAAUGCCCAGCCUGUCCACGCCAGCCAGUCCUCAACACCUGAACCAUGUUGGGAAUUACAGUCCUCGCUGCCGUCCUGGCCUGCGCUUCCAGCUGUGGGACCUCCACCUUCCCACCUAACCUGUCAGCCAGGGUGGUGGGAGGAGAGGAUGCCGACCCCAACAGCUGGCCUUGGCAGGUCUCUCUUCAGUACCUCAGGGAUGACACAUGGAGGCACACCUGCGGGGGCAGUCUCAUCACCACCAGCCACGUCCUCACUGCCGCUCACUGCAUCAACAAAAGCUUCACCUACCGUGUGGCCCUGGGGAAGUAUAAUCUGACGGUGGAGGAUGAGGAAGGCUCCGUGUACGCUGAGGUGGACACCAUCUAUGUCCAUGAGAAGUGGAACCCUCUCUUUCUGUGGAACGACAUUGCCCUCAUCAAGCUGGCCGAGCCCGUGGAGCUGAGCGACACCAUCCAGGUGGCCUGCAUCCCAGAGCCAGGAUCCUUGCUGCCUCAGGACUAUCCCUGCUAUGUCACUGGCUGGGGUCGCCUCUGGACCGAUGGUCCUAUUGCUGACGUGCUCCAGCAGGGCCUGCAGCCCAUCGUGAGCCACGCCACGUGCUCCAGGUUGGACUGGUGGUUCAUCAAGGUCCGGAAGACAAUGGUGUGCGCUGGGGGUGAUGGUGUCACCUCUGCCUGUAACGGAGACUCUGGCGGCCCGCUGAACUGCCAAGCAGAAGACGGCUCGUGGCAGGUACACGGCAUCGUGAGCUUCGGGUCCAGUAAAGGCUGCAACGUGCUCAAGAAGCCGGUGGUCUUCACCCGUGUGUCUGCCUAUAAUGACUGGAUCGAUGAGAAAAUACAACUGUGAAGAGACUGACGGCUCCAGAAGUCUCCGCAGAACCCAACAGAAAUAAAGCUCCUUCCAUGAA